Ochotona princeps (American pika) is the source of this 674-nucleotide messenger RNA. RefSeq names its product leptin receptor overlapping transcript (gene LEPROT). Gene Ontology annotation, biological process: negative regulation of growth hormone receptor signaling pathway; late endosome to vacuole transport via multivesicular body sorting pathway. Gene Ontology annotation, cellular component: endosome. The record is from RefSeq and is a predicted model, not a curated record. Lineage: Eukaryota; Metazoa; Chordata; Mammalia; Lagomorpha; Ochotonidae. The transcript has 4 exons. The coding region runs from base 141 to 536 and encodes 131 amino acids.
GAACCGGCUGAGGCGGGCCUCUGCCUGCUGGGGGCGGCCUCGGGAUCCAUGGGAGGCCCGGGCCCUGGCGAGGGCGGCGGCCGGCGUUGGGGCCGCGGCAGCAGGAAGCCGGAAGCAGCCGCGGCCCCAGCUCGUGAGACAUGGCCGGCGUUAAAGCUCUUGUGGCUUUAUCCUUCAGCGGGGCUAUCGGGUUGACUUUUCUUAUGCUGGGAUGUGCCUUAGAGGAUUAUGGCGUUUACUGGCCCUUGUUUGUGCUGAUUUUCUAUGCCAUAUCCCCCAUUCCUCAUUUCAUCGCCCAAAGGGUCACAUAUGACACUGAUGGGACCAGCAGUGCCUGCCGGGAGCUGGCGUACUUCUUCACUACUGGAAUUGUUGUUUCUGCCUUUGGAUUUCCUAUUAUUCUUGCUCGUGUGGCUGUGAUCAAAUGGGGAGCCUGUGGCCUUGUGCUGGCUGGCAACGCUGUCAUUUUCCUUACAAUUCAAGGUUUUUUCCUUGUAUUUGGAAGAGGAGAUGAUUUUAACUGGGAGCAGUGGUAGCCCUUUAUUCUGAUAAAAUGCAUUGAGUUUCUUAGAAUUUGUAUUAUGUGUACACACAUGGGCACAUGUGGUGUUUUACAAUGGAAUUUAAUAUGCUGAAAUUUUUUUAUACCUUUCUAUCAUGAUCAUUUUAAGGAA